Molecule: messenger RNA, 1964 nt
Organism: Melampsora larici-populina 98AG31
Lineage: Eukaryota; Fungi; Basidiomycota; Pucciniomycetes; Pucciniales; Melampsoraceae
Exons: 6
Coding region: 134-1711 (525 amino acids)
Biological process (GO): ergosterol biosynthetic process; acetyl-CoA metabolic process
Molecular function (GO): hydroxymethylglutaryl-CoA synthase activity
Source: RefSeq, a predicted model, not a curated record
CUUCUUUUGAAGCCAAAGCAGAUCACCGUUUACCAUCUUAACUUAUCAGUCUAUCUCUCACUCACAAAACAAUACCGUAUAACAACUCUACUGUCUAAUAGUCUAUCUUUGAACCUUCAAAGCUCCUCAAAUCAUGUCUCAUUCGAAUGGUAAUGCUUCCAAUGGACACCACGCAAAUGGAAAUGGAUCAGUACCACUCCCUUCUGACACCCUAAGCCCUACUUCACCGGAUUUCAGGCAAAUGUCCAACGUCAACGAGUACAUCACCUCACCUACUUCCCCAAAUCACUCUGCCGGACCAAACCUUGGUAGAUGGUCACCUCACACACCUUCAUCUGACAACACCAGACCCCGGGAUGUUGGAAUCUUGGCCAUGGAUGUUUAUUUCCCUAAACGGUGUGUUUCACAACCCGAUCUUGAAAAAUUCGAUCAAGUGGCCGCUGGAAAAUAUACCAUCGGUUUAGGUCAAGAGCGCAUGGCGUACUGUGACGAUCGUGAAGAUAUCAAUAGUUUCCUUUUGACAGUGACCCAAUCUUUGUUACAAAAGUACGAUAUUGAUCCUCGAUCAAUUGGUAGAAUUGACGUUGGAACCGAAUCCAUCAUUGAUAAAUCAAAAUCAGUCAAAACUCUACUUAUGGAUCUUUUUGCUACAUCCGGAAACACCGAUAUCGAAGGAAUUGACUCCAAAAACGCUUGUUACGGUGGUACUGCCGCUCUCUUCAACGUGAUCAAUUGGGUCGAGGGAAGCAGCUGGGAUGGACGAUACGGUCUCGUCGUUGCAGGUGACAUUGCAGUCUAUGCCGACGGUCCUGCUCGACCAGUUGGUGGGGCUGGAGCAGUUGCUAUGCUCAUCGGUCCCAAUGCACCUCUUGUGUUUGAGCCCACACACGGCACCCACAUGAUCAAUUCAUGGGACUUUUACAAGCCUGAACUCGCUUCGGAAUUCCCCGAGGUAGACGGGCCACUUACUUUAGUAGCUUACCUGUCAGCCUUGGACAACGUCUAUGACCGAUACAGGGAAAAACGAUGCAAAAAACUCGGGUUGAAGCCCUCAAGCGCUGAUCAGGAUCCUAAGGCUCAACUUCAGUUAGAUUAUUUUGAUUACGUAGCCUUCCAUGGACCUUACGGAAAAUUGGUGCAAAAGGCCGCUGCCCGUCUCUUAUACCUAGAUUUUUUGAGCGACCCUGAUAACAAAAAAUUCGAAGGAGUCGAUAAGGCCUUGGCAUCCAUGCCUCGCUCUAAGACUUAUAGUCACAAGGACCUCGAGAAGACAUUCUUGAAGCUUGGAAAAGAAAUGUACGACACAAAGGUAGUCCCUACCACCAAAUGCAUGAAACAACUCGGAAACAUGUACACGGCUUCGCUUUACGGUGGAUUAGCGUCUCUUCUUGAUUCAGUUGAAGACGCAUCGAGCUUUGUGGGUAAGAAGAUAGCCAUGUACAGUUAUGGUAGUGGGUUGGCUUCUAGUUUUUUCGAAAUCUCUGUCAAGGGUGACGUGAGUGAGAUCAAACAAAAGAUGAACUUGAGCAAGAGGCUAGAAGAAAUGACCGUGAGCUCGUGUGAAGAAUGGCAAAAAGCUCUUCAUUUGAGAGAAGAAAAGCAUAACAUCAAGGACUACACACCUACAGGUGAACUUACUAACUUGUGGCCUGGACAAACUUACCUAGAAAGUGUUGAUAAGACGUGGCGCAGAACCUACCGUAGCACAUGAUAAAUCCUUACCCACUCACUAAAAAACCAAUCCUCCUAUACUAUACGUGUCAAAACUCAAUCCCUUUGGAAAAAAACACCGAAACACGAUAUAACUAGUCUCGUAAAUUAUUGUUAUAAAAAAAUAAAAAUCAUGAUUCUAUACGACACUAUGCUCUAUAUAUACUCUUUCUUUCUUUCUUGCUUGCUUUACCACUGAUAGUAUUCAAUUAAAUCUCAUAAUGGCCAAAUUUGACUUGGCUUCAAUGAAACCC